ACAUGCUACAUCUGUAGCAUAAUCACUGUUAAUUUAGCGGAUACUGCGAUCGUUAGUGCAUAAUGUAAACUACGUUAUUGUUGUAUAGUUAAAAGUAUUCAGUACGACAUUUUCACCAGACAUCGUUUACACCAUGGCAGAGCAUUUCCACCUCAACACACCUCUUCUAGAAUGUCUAAGCAUGUCCAAGCUGGUUGGGACCACUGUCUAUUUGAAGAUGGAGAAUUCACAGCCGUCCGGGUCCUUCAAGAUACGCGGGAUUGGGCAUCUCUGCCAGCAGCUUGCCAGACAGUCCAAAGGAGUUGUCUGCGCUUCAGGUGGUAAUGCAGGUAAGGCUGCGGCCUAUGCAGCCAGAAAAAUGGGAGUGCCAGCCACUAUUGUAGUUCCUUCCUCUAGUCCACAGCUGGUGGUUCAGGGACUCCAAGAUCAGGGUGCAAAGGUCAAGAUUACCGGGAAGGUAUGGGAUGAUGCCAAUGCAGAAGCGCUCAGACUGGCAGAAAGUGAAGGCCUCAUCUUUGUACCUCCUUUUGAUCAUCCCUUGCUUUGGCAAGGCCAUGCCAGUAUGGUAGCAGAGGUUGCAGCUGCUCUGGGUCCUGGUGUGAAGCCUGGAGCUGUGCUUCUGUCUGUGGGUGGAGGAGGCCUCCUUUGUGGGGUCAUCCAGGGCCUGAAAGAUGUAGGCUGGAUGGAUGUACCUAUAAUCGCCAUGGAGACUGUGGGGGCAAACUGUUUAAACGCUGCGAUUAAGGCUGGGAAAGUGGUCACUUUGGACGACAUCACCAGCGAGGCAAAAUGUCUCGGAGCGAAGACAGUUUGCAAACAAGCCUUUGAAUACAGCCAGUCCAGCGACUUGACAAUCAUCUCUGAGCUGGUGACCGACCAACAGGCUCUGCAUGCUGUCCAGACUUUCCUGGAUGAGGAGCGUGUGUUGGUGGAGAUGGCGUGUGGAGCAUCAUUAGCAGCCGUCUACAGUGGACUUAUACGCAGAUUACAGGAAGAAGGCCGCCUGCCGACUCUCUUGGGCCCCCUGCUGGUGAUUGUGUGCGGUGGCAGCAGCAUCAACAUGGAGCAACUGACCAGCCUGAAACACAAACUCCAGUCCUAACUCCCCCAGUCCUAGUGUGUGUGUGCAGAUAUGUAACUGAUGCACAUCCACUGAGAAAAAAGUAAGAGAAUGAAGGAAUGAAUCCCUUGGAUUCAAUUGUAUUGUCUGAUAUAAAAAAUCAUAUUCUGAUUAAUGUGACAUUUUAACUAUUAGUUGUCUUAUAAUGUGUGUAAUUUAAAUU
Melanotaenia boesemani (Boeseman's rainbowfish) is the source of this 1283-nucleotide messenger RNA. It is a transcript of the gene sdsl, whose product is annotated as serine dehydratase-like. Gene Ontology annotation, molecular function: L-serine ammonia-lyase activity; threonine deaminase activity; pyridoxal phosphate binding. Lineage: Eukaryota; Metazoa; Chordata; Actinopteri; Atheriniformes; Melanotaeniidae. Gene Ontology annotation, biological process: L-threonine catabolic process; L-serine catabolic process. Bases 134 to 1102 code for a protein of 322 amino acids. The record is from RefSeq and is a predicted model, not a curated record. The transcript has 9 exons.